This is a messenger RNA of Cercocebus atys (sooty mangabey), 5193 nucleotides long. It is a transcript of the gene TNK2, whose product is annotated as tyrosine kinase, non-receptor, 2. Gene Ontology annotation, biological process: negative regulation of epidermal growth factor receptor signaling pathway; protein phosphorylation; regulation of keratinocyte differentiation. Bases 1143 to 4412 code for a protein of 1089 amino acids. Gene Ontology annotation, cellular component: extrinsic component of cytoplasmic side of plasma membrane. NCBI's taxonomy places the organism in Eukaryota, Metazoa, Chordata, Mammalia, Primates, Cercopithecidae. Gene Ontology annotation, molecular function: protein serine/threonine/tyrosine kinase activity; protein binding; protein tyrosine kinase activity. The transcript is spliced from 16 exons. The record is from RefSeq and is a predicted model, not a curated record.
GGGGUGGGUUUGCUGUGCGGUGACAGACCUUCCUCAGACAGGGGUGGGUUUGCUGUGCGGUGGAUCGCUUGCUUAGCUUUGAAGUUUCCACCAGCUUCUUUAUCUGGGCCCAGGAGAGUGUAGGUCAGAGGUCACUCACCUGCCCAUCGGCUGAUUGUGGCCUGCAGUGUGCUUUGGCCAGCACGCUGUGUGUGCGUGUGCGUGCAUUUCAGAUUUGAACUGUUCAGCAUUGUUAAAACGUCAGGAGAAAGACGAAUAUUAAGUGGAAUCAGGGAACAGAAUGGUAUGGUUAAUGCGUGGAUAUCUGUGUAGGGAUGACAGAGUCUGAAGGGUCCGCAGAAGACGUCACUGGCAGCUCCUGGGGAGCUGGUGGCUGUGCAGUUGUGGGGGGAAUGAGAUUCGUGGCUCUGUGCGCCUUCUGAAUAUUUUACCAUGUGCAGAUAUUACCUUUUCCAAACAAACUUUAAUGGCGAGAUUUCACAUGUAACUUCAGAUUUCUUUUAUUUCUUGAAAAAAUGGAAAGCUUUGACAACACUGGGUCACAGUCUCUUGUGACAACCAUUGGUGGGAUCUGAGCUCCCUGUUGACAGGGGUGUCCGCAAGCCCACCCCAGGCCCCACCCCUCCCUCUUGUCUUCUGCUUGCCGUGGCCCUGUGGGCACUUGGGUGGUGGUCCAUGGAGUGGUCUUUGGAUUGUUAGGAGAGGCUGGGUGGUCAGGCAUUGGGAGGAGCUUAGCUCAGAGCUCGUCUGGCCCUGAGAGUUUUCUCCGUCACAUCUGAGGAGCCCAUAGGUGGGUCUCAGGGCACACUGCACCCUGCAGAUACUUUUAUCACACGUUAGGAGUAAGAAUACCUCGAUCUUCCCAGAGAGACCAUUGUUCGUUUUUACAAGGUUUUCAAGGGCUUUUGACCCCUGGAGACUUAGAGCGGGUGAGGAACGUGAGCACAGACGGAUCAGCCACGGAUCACAGAUUUCGGGAGCAAGACCCUGACUCCUGACUGCAAGGCCGGGGCUGUAUCUCUGCCGCCCUCACUGUGCCCUGUGGCUGACAGGAAUGGGGCACGUGGGUCCAGGCGGUUCUCAGUAGCUCCUGUUGGGAGUUAGAAGGUGGUGUGAGCCCUUCCAGGCGGCAGUGUAGUGGGAUGAAGAGGCUGGGAGGCGGCAGCAUGCAGCCGGAGGAGGGCACAGGCUGGCUGCUGGAGCUGCUGUCCGAGGUGCAGCUGCAACAGUACUUCCUGCGGCUCCGAGAUGACCUCAAUGUCACCCGCCUGUCCCACUUUGAGUACGUCAAGAAUGAGGACCUGGAGAAGAUUGGCAUGGGCCGGCCUGGCCAGCGGCGGCUGUGGGAGGCUGUGAAGAGGAGGAAGGCCUUGUGCAAACGCAAGUCGUGGAUGAGUAAGGUGUUCAGUGGAAAGCGACUGGAGGCUGAGUUCCCCCCUCAUCACUCUCAGAGCACCUUCCGGAAGACCUCGCCUGCCCCUGGGGGCCCAGCAGGGGAGGGGCCCCUGCAGAGCCUCACCUGCCUCAUUGGGGAGAAGGACCUGCGCCUCCUGGAGAAGCUAGGCGAUGGCUCCUUUGGCGUGGUGCGCAGGGGCGAGUGGGACGCGCCCUCAGGGAAGACGGUGAGUGUGGCUGUGAAGUGCCUGAAGCCCGACGUCCUGAGCCAGCCAGAAGCCAUGGAUGACUUCAUCCGGGAGGUCAACGCCAUGCACUCGCUCGACCACCGAAACCUCAUCCGCCUGUACGGGGUGGUGCUCACGCCGCCCAUGAAGAUGGUGACAGAGCUGGCACCUCUGGGAUCGCUGUUGGACCGGCUACGUAAGCACCAGGGCCACUUCCUCCUGGGGACUCUGAGUCGCUACGCUGUGCAGGUGGCUGAGGGCAUGGGCUACCUGGAGUCCAAGCGCUUUAUUCACCGUGACCUGGCUGCCCGCAAUCUACUGUUGGCUACUCGCGACCUGGUCAAGAUCGGGGACUUUGGGCUGAUGCGAGCACUACCUCAGAAUGACGACCAUUACGUCAUGCAGGAACAUCGCAAGGUGCCCUUCGCCUGGUGUGCCCCGGAGAGCCUGAAGACACGCACCUUCUCCCAUGCCAGCGACACCUGGAUGUUCGGGGUGACGCUGUGGGAAAUGUUCACCUAUGGCCAGGAGCCCUGGAUCGGCCUCAAUGGCAGUCAGAUCCUGCAUAAGAUCGACAAGGAGGGGGAGCGGCUGCCCCGGCCUGAGGACUGUCCCCAGGACAUCUACAACGUCAUGGUCCAGUGCUGGGCUCACAAGCCGGAGGACAGACCUACAUUUGUGGCCCUGCGGGACUUCCUGCUGGAGGCCCAGCCCACGGACAUGCGGGCCCUUCAGGACUUUGAGGAGCCAGACAAACUGCACAUCCAGAUGAAUGACGUCAUCACCGUCAUCGAGGGAAGGGCCGAGAACUACUGGUGGCGUGGCCAGAACACGCGGACGCUGUGUGUGGGACCCUUCCCUCGCAACGUGGUGACCUCCGUGGCCGGCCUGUCAGCCCAGGACAUCAGCCAGCCCCUGCAGAACAGCUUCAUCCACACGGGGCAUGGCGACAGUGACCCUCGCCACUGCUGGGGCUUUCCAGACAGGAUCGACGAACUGUAUCUGGGAAACCCCAUGGACCCCCCCGACCUGCUGAGCGUGGAGCUGAGCACCUCCCGGCCCCCCCAGCAUCUAGGAGGGGUGAAAAGGGAGCCUCCACCUCGCCCACCUCAGCCUGCCUUCUUCACUCAGAAACCAGCCUAUGACCCUGUGAGCGAGGACCAGGACCCCCUGUCCAGCGACUUCAAGAGGCUGGGCCUGCGGAAGCCAGGCCUGCCCCGAGGGCUGUGGCUGGCGAAGCCCUCAGCGCGGGUGCCGGGCACCAAGGCCGGCCGAGGCAGCGGGGCCGAGGUCACGCUCAUUGACUUUGGUGAGGAGCCCGUGGUCCCGGCCCUGCGGCCCUGUGCGCCCUCCCUGGCGCAGCUGGCCAUGGACGCCUGCUCCCUGCUGGACGAGACCCCGCCUCAGAGCCCCACGCGGGCACUGCCCCGGCCCCUGCACCCCACGCCUGUGGUGGACUGGGAUGCCCGCCCGCUGCCCCCUCCGCCCGCCUAUGACGAUGUGGCCCAGGAUGAGGAUGACUUUGAGGUCUGCUCCAUCAACAGCACCCUGGUGGGCAUGGGGGUCCCUGCUGGGCCCAGCCAGGGUGAGACCAACUACGCCUUUGUGCCUGAGCAGGGGCGGCCGCCCCCUCCCCUGGAGGACAACCUGUUCCUCCCGCCCCAGGGUGGGGGCAAGCCGCCCAGCUCUGCACAGACCGCAGAGAUCUUCCAGGCGCUACAGCAGGAGUGCAUGAGGCAACUGCAGGUUCCGGCCGGCUCCCUGACCCCCUCUCCCAGCCCAGGGGGUGACGACAAGCCCCAGGUGCCCCCCCGGGUACCCAUCCCCCCUCGGCCCACGCGCCCACACGUCCAGCUGUCUCCAGCCCCCUCGGGCGAGGAGGAGACGGGUCGGUGGCCUGGACCUGCCUCCCCUCCCCGGGUACCCCCGCGGGAGCCCCUGUCCCCUCAAGGCUCGAGGACACCCAGCCCCCUGGUACCACCUGGUAGCUCCCCACUGCCACCCCGACUCUCCAGCUCGCCUGGGAAGACCAUGCCCACCACCCAGAGCUUUGCCUCGGACCCCAAGUACGCCGCCCCCCAGGUGAUCCAGGCGCCUGGCCCGCGGGCCGGUCCCUGCAUCCUGCCCAUUGUCCGGGAUGGCAAGAAGGUCAGCAGCACCCACUAUUAUUUGCUGCCUGAGCGGCCGUCCUACCUGGAGCGCUACCAGCGCUUCCUGCGUGAGGCCCAGAGCCCGGAGGAGCCGGCCCCCCUGCCUGUGCCCCUGCUGCUGCCCCCACCCAGCACCCCGGCCCCCGCCGCCCCCACGGCCACCGUGCGGCCGAUGCCCCAGGCUGCCUCGGACCCCAAGGCCAACUUCUCCACCAACAACAGUAACCCAGGGGCCCGACCACUAGCCCCGAGGGCCACUGCUCGGCUGCCACAGAGGGGCUGCCCUGGGGAUGGGCCAGAGGCGGGCCGGCCAGCAGACAAGAUCCAGAUGCUGCAGGCCAUGGUGCAUGGGGUGACCACAGAGGAGUGCCAGGCGGCCCUGCAGAGCCACGGCUGGAGCGUGCAGAGGGCUGCCCAGUAUCUGAAGUUGGUGCCCUGGGUCCGCGUGUCCAUGGCACCACCCUUACCCCCAGGUGGAGCAGCUCUUCGGGCUGGGUCUGCGGCCCAGAGGGGAGUGCCACAAAGUGCUGGAGAUGUUCGACUGGAACCUGGAGCAGGCAGGCUGCCACCUUCUGGGCUCCUGGGGCCCUGCCCACCACAAGCGCUGAGACGUGUCUGGAGAGCCAGAGGACCUGGCUGAAGGAAUCGCCUGAGCCUGUCCAUCCACCAGGGGUGGGGAGAUGCUCCCAUCCAGGCCUGGAGGACCUGCUGCUCCCUGUUGCUCCUGGGGACGGAGCAAGGCCAAGGCUGCGGGAGGCUGGGAGCCCCGCCCUGCCCAUCCCUCCCGCACCAGCGCUGUCCCUGCAGACUUUGGUUCGGUGCCCCAGCCAAGAGGAGGAAGGGGCCCGGUGAAGACAGGCCUGGGGGCUGCCCCAGCAGGCUCUGGGUAUGACCUGCCUCUGGCCCGGGUCCUGGGUGGGGCCUGUGGCUGGAGUAGUGCCCCCAGGCCCUGCCCUGGGUGACCAGACGGGGAGGAAACCUGACUGGACCUGGGCAGGCAGGAUGUGUUGGCCACAGAGAGAGGCGGACCAGCACCCGGUAGGACCUCCUAGGACUGGGCCUUCUUCCAGGGGGCCCCUGGCAGGCAGUUGGGGUGUCGGGCAGAAUGUGAUGUGUGGCCUCACCAUGGACUUGAAUGGGACUUGGCUGGCCUCAGGAUCUUGUGCCUGGAAAUAGCCUGAGAUGGCUCAGGAGGCAGAGAAAGGGUGCCAGACCAUUCUCUGGCGGGGACCAGGGCCCAAGGCCCCAGGGCUGGAAGGAGACCAAGGGGCAGCCGCCCUGGAGGGACAUCAGUGCUUCCUCUUCCACCCAGCUUCCCGUGCGGUUCCACGUUUUCCCACCAGCCUGUCGGCAAAGUUGCUGCCCCAGCAUUCGGUACCUGCUUCUUCCAGAGAAAUAAAGUUAGUUUCUAUUUUAUGUUA